AUGGAGCGCAAGCGCAAGCUGCCCGCCCGGGCGGCAGCGCGUGUUGAAAGCGAGGCCAAGCGGCGCCAGUCGACGCCUCGCGAGAAGAGCGAAGAACCCACGCCGGCACCGGUGGUCGAGGAACCCCCAACCCAACCGUCGCUACCUCGCUCCAUACAACCAGGCAAGCCACUGCCAACCGUGGAAGAUGCACAACCGGACGAUCUGUCGAUAAAGGAGUACCAGUCAAUAAGCGAAAGCGGCGUCCUGGCCGAAUCAAUAUCACGAUCGCGACACAAAUGGAUCAAUGAUGGCUUAUUUGAGAAAUAUUGGACGAAACCGCACAAGCGGAAAGGAGUGGUGAACGAAGACCCUAAGAAUCCGCCAAAAGAGAGCAUGGUCAAGGUCGGGACCGUCCAAAUCACGAUCGAGCCUCACAUGAUCGAGGCGACCAUGUACACAGUCAAGGACCCAAAGAAACCAGUACCGCCAGCCGCACAACCGCCGAACCAGGCACGGCCUGUAAUACAAUAUGGGCCGCCAAACGGCAUGAUGCCACCGCCGCGGACGGGGACGCCUGGCGCUGUAUCGCCAGCUCCUGAGGGGAAACUGCUCGCGCCCAGCCCAGCACCCAGCAAUGCGCAGCCUCCCCAACGGUCGCCUUCAGUAGACCAAGGGACCAGGGCACCGGCGUCUGCGUCGCCGGCUCCCAGCUACCCGCCUCGACCGGUUGCUAUACCUGCUUCCAAGCCCACGCCGCCAACGACGAAUACAGGGCCGACGCGCCCGCCCCAGGCCACUACCCCAUCGGCGCCAGCAACACCUGCGAUAAUACCACCUUUGGCACCCAAUGCAGGUCCAGGGAAAGAUCAUGCGCCAUCGCAUACGACUGGCGGCCCUCAACCAGUAGGCGUAGCAGCGCCCCCCGCCGCUGCGGCCCCAACAACAUCCAAAACCGUCACGAAUGAUCCGGUGAUUGCGCUUCUGGCUCAGAAGGCUGGGGCCGACGACGAGCUGAAGGAUCUAAUGAGGCGAGUGGCGCAUAACCAGGCGACGACGGCGGAACUGGCCAAAUUCCAGGGGAUUAUUGAUCAGCUGAAUGCCGAGUACAAAAGAGGAGGGGGCCAGCAAGGGCCCUCGGCUGAUCGUUUGCUCGUGGACCAGAGGACAGUUCGGUAUUUCGCAGACGAAGUGUGCGCCAUUCUGGAUAUUGUUCUCGCUUCGAAUCCAGAUCAGCGAGCAGCAGACCUGAGACCACCACCACGCAGUGAUCCCCUCGUCGUGCUUCUCGUCAAGCGCGCUCUGGAGCACAAACCGACGAGGGAAAUGUGUCGGCGCAUUGUGGCCGAGAAGCCAAACUAUACCGAUGCAACUGACUUGAAGACGAUCCUGGACCGGCUUCUGCAAGAAUCGAAGACACCGUCGCGAGGAACACCCGCGCCCGCGCAGCCCAAGCCAGCUGCACCAGGCCCAAACGUGGCAGCGAACGGCUACGUCAACGGGCACCCCCAGGCACAUGGAGCUACACAUCCCUCACAGCAAGCGUUGCGCUCAAAGGGGCCGCCGCCUGCGCCAAAACAGGAUAUUUCUGCUGUGGUAUUCGACUUUGGCGGUGGCGAUCGAUUCUUAUUCCCGAAAUUCAGCAUCUUAGAGUAUAUACCAACACCUGUCGGACAACAGGUGAUCGCAUCGUUCCUGAUCAUCCGGAAGGGGAGCACCAUCGAGUACGGCGGAGACCCCGCGCUUGACUACUACCAGCCUGUAACCAUUCGACUGUACGCACACAGCGGACGCCACCUGGAGAACCUGGCUAGGGUUGUGGCGCCUCCAGCGGAGGUGCGCGCUUACAUGGAGAAUGUCAUGGACAACAUGACCAGAGCCGAGUAUAUCCUACUUGCCAUGCGCCUGCCCCGCUUUACGAAAGACGAGGGUGAUUCCAGCGGCAACCGCAGCGAGGACGCCAAGGCUGCACGGGGCACACCGCUGACUGAGAAGGAGCUGGAGAAGUCGACUGUUGCAAAGCCAGAGGUUCUGUGGACUACGCCGGCGGCAGUCAAGUCGGAAAAGUCCUCUCGCGCCAUGAAGUCGAGAGAGGCAGAAGAGGAGACGCAGGCCCAGUACCGGCGACUGAUCAACUCGAUAGCGGCCAAAGACUCGGCCGCUGUGUGA
This is a messenger RNA of Emericellopsis cladophorae, 2148 nucleotides long. RefSeq lists its product as uncharacterized. Gene Ontology annotation, cellular component: Swr1 complex. NCBI's taxonomy places the organism in Eukaryota, Fungi, Ascomycota, Sordariomycetes, Hypocreales, Bionectriaceae. The record is from RefSeq and is a predicted model, not a curated record. Gene Ontology annotation, molecular function: ATP-dependent H2AZ histone chaperone activity. The transcript is spliced from 2 exons. Gene Ontology annotation, biological process: chromatin remodeling. Bases 1 to 2148 code for a protein of 715 amino acids.